This is a messenger RNA of Pogoniulus pusillus (Red-fronted tinkerbird), 6168 nucleotides long. RefSeq names its product epithelial splicing regulatory protein 2 (gene ESRP2). Lineage: Eukaryota; Metazoa; Chordata; Aves; Piciformes; Lybiidae. Gene Ontology annotation, molecular function: mRNA binding. The record is from RefSeq and is a predicted model, not a curated record. Bases 2757 to 4943 code for a protein of 728 amino acids. The transcript is spliced from 23 exons.
CCCUCACCGUGGCGGCCUCGGGUGCCACGGUGCCCGUCCUAGCCCAGGCCGUGUGAGGCAAAGCGAGCAGGUGAUUGAAUUUUUCCCUUGGGAUAUGAAGUAAGAACUGAAGUAAGAGAGCUCCUUUCCCAAAAAGAGAGGAAGCUUUCCAAAACUGAAGAGCUUGGUUGUUAUGAUACUUAUUUUUGAAGAAGAGCAUUGCACUCCAGGCUUCACUGCAAUUCAGUUGACAUUUUUCUAUUUCAUUUUAAAAUACAGUAUUUAGUGUUACUGAGGAAGAUACCAAUCGUGCAGAAUGAAGGCCAUUCUGCUUGAUGAAACUGAGGGGAAAACAAAAAAAAAUCCACACAGAGAGAAGAUAGAACACCAGCAAAAUUAUCAAGAGAUUUCAUCCUUCACCAGCCUUCUGAAUAAUUGCUUAGGAGGAAAAAAAAGAGUGUGUGUAUAUUUGACAGGAAAUACAGAAAUAUAUAGACUAAAGAAAGACUGAAGAAGUCAGAAAUGCUAAAAGGAAGCAGAUCAGGUGUCUGCCUCUGAUUCAAACUUGAAAACUCUGAGCGAACAGAAAGAUGAACCAGGAAACAGAGGACACAAGUGAUCUACCUAUUAUACCAUCAUGCUCCCUUAAAGCACUGAAAGGGUUAUGUGUGAUGAACCUUUAUCCUGUCUGCUGCAGCUGGCAAUCAGCCUCCCAUUACUCCAAUAGAAUAUAUAUAUCAGCCCAGAGGGAUUUGAGGGGAACCCACCAAUUCAUUAUCUUCUGGUCGCAAAGCAGCCACCAGUGGAAGAGCUGGAUUCAACCGAUGAAAGGAUUUGUUUGAUGGAAAAGAAGCAAACAAAAUAAUCACAGUACUGAGCUAGCAUGACAAUGAAUGUCCAUCUCUAAAACUUGUGUUCCCAACCCAGUUACAUUUAUGAGCAUUUAUCUUCCUGUGGGGCCUACAAACAAGAACUUCUAUAAAUAUGCCCGCCAGGAUUAAAGCUAAAGAUUCACGUGUUCACCUACGAGUGCUUGGGGAUCUGCCCUUUCUGUGGCAAUGAUCUAUCUUCAGGACUGCUUUUCAGGCAGCUAUACUAUGAGCAGCAGAGACAGCAGCUGAGAGGUAUUUAACAGCCACCUUGUGAUCCUCACUGAGAUGCACCUGUGCACUGCCAGAUUCUCUGUGUGGCCUCUGCCAGGUAAAGACUUGCAAGACAAGAGUUCUAAGAUAAUUCACAAGACAGCUUCCCUGAACUGUAGUUUAUUUUCAUUGAAAUAAAUAAAAAUAGUCUCAGUGAUGAUAUUAGCAUGUGAAUUGGUGCUUGGUGAAGGAGCCCCAUAAUAACUGCUACAAUUAAAUAAUUAUAAAAUCAGCAAGUGAAAGGAAGAAGGCAAGUUUUGAUGUUCAUAUUUAAACUAUCAGAUAUUCACAGCUAAAUGUCCCUCGCUGCACUCUCCUGUGAUAAAUAUCAGUAGCUAAAUAGCAGCACCAUUUUUCAUUGAGUGUAAUCUUUAUUUCCACACAACAGUAACACUGAAGAUUUAUUAAGCAAAAGAAAAAUAAUGACCAGUCUAACUCGCAAAAUUUGGCCUUUAAAAAUCAUUACUAAUUGAUCAGUUGUGGAAAUAAGAAAAAUAAUAAAAUAGUUGUAACAGUUUAGAGGCUUUUUAAAUUUCUGAUUUAAAAUAAGUCUGACUUUGUAAAGUGUCCAGAAACAGCCUUAGCCUCCGGUGUUACAAAUACUAUUGCUGUUCCCCCUGAGCAGAAAUGCUUGGAUGAGGAUUUUAAUAGAAGCUACACUAUAUGUGUUUGUAGAGUUUCACCUGUGAGACAGGAAAGAGGUACAGGCCAGUCUUGGAUUGCUGUCAGUGCCCAGGUGGUAGUCUUUUACUGAGCAAUUUCUAGGGUAGCAAAUACAGGGCUUUGCCAAACAUCCUGGAUACAUCUCUUCUCAAAACAAAAAAUUGUUGUACCAGGACCUACCUUCACGAACCAUAUGCAGUGGACCUAAAUUACUAAGUACUUUCUGCCUUAAUAUCUCUCAGCAUUCCCAGUGGGAUACUUUAACGCCGAUAGGAUGCAGAAAGACCGGCACUGAUAACGCAGUCUGUGUCCAGCGCCAGGCAGGAAGGGCAGUGGCCCAGCAACAGGUGAAGGCCUUGGCGCUGUGCAUUGCAAAGCUCACUCAGAGUCUGUGCUUGGUCAACUGCUCAUGUACUUUCUUUAGAUUGCCAACAACACAAAACAGAUAUCUGAUCUAAGCGCCCGCGCCCACAUGCCCGUCCCGGCGCAGCAGCCGAGAGCAGGGCCACGCGUCUCCGCAGGCGCCGAGCAGAGCGCGCAGUGCCCGCGCCCAGCGUCGGACGAGAUCCCGCAAAACUGAAAGCAGGUACAGGCACUUCCUGCAGGCAGAAUUGGAGAGAGAGAAAGGGAGUUUUCCUCGGAUCUCCCUCAAAAACCAAUCAGGCCAGAUCAGCCAGGCGUUGAUUCUCCCUCCGUCCCUCCUACACCUUUUCCAGGGGCCCAAUGGCCUCGUCCCUCUGGGAGAUUGACUAGAGUCACAUGAGCUGCACCAAGGGCAGGUAGCUCAGGAGAGGGGAAGGGGAAGGGAAAAAAAAAAAAAAAAAAAAAAAAAAAAAGAAAAAGAAAAAGCCCAGACUCAGGCUGGGCUUCUGCCAUGAUGUCAGAGGGAAAGGAACCCACAGCUUGCUAAUUUCACCUCCCAAUCAGCCCCAGGAAGAAGAUCACCGGGAGCAGUUGUUUCCCCCUGUGGUCAUGACGGCUUCGCACAGUGACUCUUUGGUGGUGUUGUUUGGGGCAACAGCUGGUGCAUAUGGGGCUAAACUGGGUUCGGAUGAGAGGGAACUAAUUCUCUUGGUGUGGCAAGUUGUGGAUCUACACAGCAAGAAGGUAGGGACGCUACACAAAUCCCUGGUGAAAGCAGACAACUUGGACUUAAGUGACCAGUGUCGUGAAGUGAUUGGCCUAACACCAGAGGGACUGGGCAAAGCUGAACCACUGGACCGGGUUCUUCAACAGUUUAGUCAGCUGGUAUCCAGUGAUCUGAAAGUACUUGGAAGGAGUUCUUACACACUCUGCAGUGAUGGCCAGUUGCUCAUUCGACAAGUUCUCCACCCAGAAACAUCUAAGAAGAACUUCCUGCUGUCAGAUUGUUUCUAUUCCUUCUACGAUCUACGCAAAGAAUUUCACACUUGCUACCCCAGUUCAGCCACCGUGAAAGAUCAGACUAUCAAGACCAUGGCAGAAUAUCUAGGCUUAGGGACAGAUGAAACAGAGGAGGACUUUGGCGUGUGGCAAGUGAAAACCAUGGUGGCUAUCAUUUUCAGCAUGCUCUCUGAAGGUUGUAAUCAUGUAUUUACUGAGCCUGAAACUGUGAAGUACAAGUAUGAAACAGGUCCUUGUAGCAAAUCAGAAACAGUAGACAGUGAGACAGUAAUACGUGCCAGAGGUUUGCCAUGGCAGUCUUCAGACCAAGAUAUUGCUCGAUUCUUCAAAGGACUCAACAUUGCCAAAGGUGGUGUGGCUCUUUGUCUAAAUGCUCAAGGAAGAAGAAAUGGGGAAGCAUUGGUUCGGUUUGUCAACUCUGAACAGAGAGACCUUGCACUGGAAAGACAUAAACAUCACAUGGGUAGCAGAUACAUUGAGGUUUACAAAGCAACUGGGGAGGAAUUUUUAAAAAUUGCAGGAGGCACCUCCAAUGAAGUGGCCCAGUUCCUAUCUAAGGAGAAUCAAGUUAUCAUCCGGAUGAGAGGUCUUCCAUUCACUGCUACUCAGGACGAUGUCUUGGGGUUUCUGGGGCCAGAGUGCCCAGUAACAGGAGGGAAAGAGGGACUUCUCUUUGUCAAGUACCCAGAUGGCAGGCCCACAGGAGAUGCAUUUGUGUUAUUUUCCUGUGAAGAAUAUGCACAAAAUGCACUUAAAAAGCACAAAGAAAUACUUGGGAAACGUUACAUUGAACUCUUCAGGAGCACAGCAGCAGAAGUCCAACAGGUACUUAACAGAUAUAUGUCCACACCUCUUAUUCCCACUCUCCCAACUCCCAUCAUUCCUGUCAUACCCCCACCAUACACCAUUGCUACGGGUAGCAUACGUGACUGCGUCCGACUCCGAGGCCUUCCUUACACCGCUGGCAUUGAUGACAUCCUGGAAUUUAUGGGAGAUGCUACAGCUGAUAUCAAGCCCCAUGGAGUUCACAUGGUCCUUAAUCAACAGGGACGCCCAUCAGGUGAUGCUUUCAUCCAAAUGAAAUCUGCUGACAAAGCUUUUAUGGUGGCUCAAAAAUGUCACAAAAAAAUGAUGAAGGACCGUUAUGUGGAAGUAUUCCAGUGUUCAGGAGAGGAGAUGAACUUUGUUUUAAUGGGUGGCACUUUAAAUCGUAGUGGCUUAUCCCCACCGCCAUGUAAGUUACCAUGUCUUUCUCCACCAGCUUAUGCUGCUUUCCAAACAGCAGCUGUGAUCCCAGCAGAGGCAGCGCUUUACCAGACACAAGCCCUCUUGCCAACCACUAGGACUCCCCAGGCCUCCGCAGCUGCUCCUCCAGCUGUUACCUACUACCCAGCUCAGGCUGCUCAGCUUUACAUGAAUUACACAGCUUACUAUCCCAGUCCUCCAGUAUCCCCUACCACAGUAGGGUACAUUGCAGCUCCUCCAGGAGCUGUAGCCGCUGCCGCCACUGCCACCCACACUCCACUUCUGCCUCAGCCUGGAGCAUUAGUCCGUAUGCAGGGCUUGCCAUAUAACACAGGAAUGAAGGAGAUACUCAGUUUCUUCCAGGGGUACCAGCUCCAUGCAGAUUCCAUCCUUGUGUUUUACAACUUUAGUGGCCAGCCCAGUGGAGAGGCCUUGGUGACUUUUCCAAGCUUGGACCUAGCUAAGAAAGCAGUGGCUGAGAAAAAUGGACAGCUCCUGGGAAACUGCUGUGUAGAACUGUACCUGGUCUAACUAAACACUCUCUGGGGGCUGGGGAAAGAACGUCGCACUAGACACCGUGCCUUUUGCAAAAUAAGAAGUCUUCCCUUGCCACCCAGGCAGCAGCAAAUGUGCCCUUUCAGCAUAGUACGUUGGGAUGUAGAGUGGUGCAUGUCCUGUGUUUAAUUGGAAAAAUGGCAUGCCUUAUGCCAAAGAUAAGUGAAAGCAAAGAUUAUGCUGUUAAUUUACUUAAUUUCUAAUGUACUUGUUUAAAACUAAGCAAACCUGCUCCUGGCAUCUAGUUAAUUUGAAGACAAUCUAAUAGCACUUCAGCUAUCAUGACCAUGGAGAAAGGAACCUUUCAGUAGCAUUUGAAGUGGAAAGCGAAGCUGGAGUCAUUCAGAGUCUCCUGUGUUUAGUUUGUAAGCAUUUACACUUGACAAAGUGUGUGGGUUUUGUAGAGUUUAAAUGUCUUUAGAAAGGUCUUUUGGAAUGCAUAGCUUUCCCAGUUCAAAGCCUAGACCAUACUGAUAGAUAUAUUUUGUUGUUGUUGUUUUGUGUUGUUCUUGACUGGAAACCACCAGGAUGCUGGACCCCAAAUGCAAUUGUGUUCUCAUGUUUUCAUUAUACAUUGUUUUGCAAAAGCCAUAUUUGUCUCUUACUGAUGUAGUGCUGCCAAUAUGUAAAGCAAAAUAAUAAACACAACAACAAAACCAGAAAAAUCCUCCUGUGCCCUAGCCCCAAACUAUUAAUCUCUACAGGACAAAAAUGGCACAUAAACCUGAGUACUAAUAAGUUAUAUUUUUUUUAUUUAAGCUUAAUAGCUUUCAGAUACUGUAUUAAAGAUUUUGCUCUAGUUUAUGUGCAUGCAAUUUGUUUACAUCUUUAAACUCCUUUAUUUGUAUAUUAUGUAACAACAAGAUCUGUUGGAAUCUGAAUCCUCUAGUGCAUGUUUUCUUUUUCCCUGUGUGUGUAUAUACAUAAGCUAGAAGAAGUACUUUUACGUCAUGUAGCAUGUGUUUAAAAAAAGACAUCUGCUGUAGAAGCACUAAAUUACUUUGUUUUUACUGUGCCUUACUUCAAAACCAUUCCAAGUGCAAUACCAGCAGAGCAAAAUGUAAUGAAUCCAAUUGUGACAUGUUCAUAGAUGUCCGAAUUGAUUUUUUUUUUUGAUAGUGUACAAUUUGAGUUGUACUUAAAGGAACUGAAUGAUGUAUGCUUCUUUAUAUUACAACAAAUAAAAGAGAUGCUUACGAUG